CCUUGGACAGCAGCUUGCAUUCACUGGCAGAGGGAAUGCGAAAGAAAGAUACAUGAAAACAAAAUCUUAGAAUGUUACGUUUCUAUCUGAAAAAAUAAAUGACAAUAUACCAAAUCGCUGAAAGACUUUUUUUUUUUUUACUAAGCGAAUGGAAAUAAGAAGCCGGAUCGCCCAGGAACAUUGUGCAUUCAAGCCCCCUUUUCUGCUAAAUCAUAAGGAUGAACAAUUGAGGAAGAAAAUUUGUGCUCAUUCUGUUAACAUUGCAUUAAAUAUUGAUCAAAUGAUGAAUAGUCGCCCUACAAUCCUGUAGUUUUGUUAUAGUGGGGCAACAUGUAUUAUUAAUUUGUUUGCACAUUUUUUUUUUCUGUUUUCUAACGAAUGUUGUGGAAUCGAUUUCUAUGCAACAAAAAUGAAGAAGUUUCAUGAUUUAAAUUUUUAAUUAAAAGCAGCUGUUAUAUGCGAUCGGUGACUGGAUUUUUUUUUUUCUUGAAGCCUGCACAUUGAUUGAAAUAAGUUUUGCUGUUGUUAUUAUCAUUAAGAGCUAUUUAGUGGCUAUUCAUUUAAUCAAAAUGAGGUCAUUUUACGACUUUCUGAACUAUACCUAAAAUUAGUGGAAACCUCAGAACGUGAAUACAACAUCGUUGUGUCUUUAAUUGAAACUAUAAUAUAAAUGUAACAGCGUUUAUUUUAUUUUUGUACACAUACAAUGAAGAAGUUUAAUUUUCGAAAGGUUUUAGAUGGCUUGACUGCCUCCUCCCCAGGCAGCGCUAGCGGAACUUCAACAUGCCCAGGUGGGACCGCUGGUGUCCCUGCAGUAGGAGUGCCUCCCAAGGAAACAGAAGUUCAAGAAACCCUCGCUUCGGAAAACUUUCAGAUCUGUAAGACGGUACGUCAUGGCUUCCCAUAUCAGCCCACUGCCUUGGCUUUCGACCCAGUGCAAAAAAUCGUGGCCAUUGGAACAAGAACAGGAGGUGUACGAAUACUGGGCAGACCUGGCGUCGAUUGCUAUUGUCAGCAUGACAGCGAAGCAGCUGUUCUACAGCUCCAGUUUCCAAUCAAUGAGGGUGCUCUUGUCACUGCAUGUGCUGAUGACACUCUUCACCUCUGGAACCUGCGACAAAAACGUCCAGCAAUCCUCCAUUCACUCAAAUUCAACAGAGAGCGGAUUACCUUCUGCCAUAUUCCAUUCCAAAGUAAAUGGCUGUAUGUGGGUACAGAGAGAGGAAAUACACAUGUUGUAAAUAUCGAGUCCUUCAUCCUGUCAGGAUACAUCAUCAUGUGGAACAAGGCAAUAGAACUAGCAACAAAGACCCACCCUGGCCCUGUGGUGCACUUAAGUGACAGUCCCAGGGACGAGGGAAAGAUGCUGAUAGGCUUUGAAAGUGGAACAGUAGUGUUAUGGGACCUCCGAGCAAAAAAACCAGACUUCAGAUUUUACUAUGAUGAGGCCAUUCAUUCUGUAAGCUGGCAUCAUGAAGGCAAACAGUUCAUGUGCAGCCAUUCCGACGGCAGUCUGACCAUGUGGAAUCUGAAAAACACUGCCAAACCUUUCCAGAUCACCUUUCCACAUGCAAAAAGCCAGAGAGAUGGAAAGAAACCAGACCCAUGCAAACCAAUCCUGAAAGUGGAAUACAAGACAUCAAGGAGCAGUGAGCCAUUUAUUAUCUUCUCUGGAGGGCUGUCAUAUGAUAAAGCAGGUCGAAGACCUAGCUUGACAAUCAUGCACGGUAAAUCUAUUACAGUGCUGGAAAUGGAUCACCCCAUAGUGGAAUUCUUAACACUUUGUGAAACUCCUUAUCCAAACGAAUUCCAGGAGCCUUAUGCAGUAGUUGUGCUGCUUGAAAAGGACUUUAUCGUUGUGGACCUAACACAAAGCCACUUUCCUAUUUUUGAAAACCCAUAUCCUAUGGAUAUUCAUGACUCUCCAGUUACCUGCACAGCAUACUUUGCUGACUGCCCUCCAGAGCUAAUCCCUGCCCUUUACGCUGUAGGUUCCAAACACAAAAAGCAAGGCUACAGCAAUAAGGAAUGGCCAGUCAGUGGUGGGACCUGGACACUGGGAACACAGACAUAUCCUGAAAUUAUUAUUACAGGGCAUGCUGAUGGAUCAAUAAAGUUUUGGGAUGGAUCUGCCAUAACCCUUGAGAUGCUGUACAAGCUGAAAACAUCCAAGGUGUUUGAAAAGCAGAAGGUGGGAGAGGGGAAGCAGGUAGCGGAGAUUGUGGAAGAGGACCCAUAUGCCAUACAGAUGAUCAGCUGGUGUCCUGAAAGCAGGAUCCUAUGUGUCACAGGCAUCUCAGCUCACGUCAUACUUUACAGAUUCAGUAAACACGAGGCUACUACUCAAAUAGUGUCACUAGAGGUUCGGCUUCAGAAUGAUGUGGAGGACAUUAUCACUCCAGAGGCGACUGAGAAUAUCUCUCCAUACACUGAGCCUUCCCAGCCCAUUACAGGAAGCCCCAGCAAUGUCUCUCCAGAGGGAAUAAAGGACAGCAUCCCCUGCCUCAAGGUGAAGUCUCGUCCAGUAAGAAUGCCCCAAGGCUACCAGGCAGAACUGGUAAUACAGCUGGUGUGGGUAGAUGGAGAGCCUCCCCAACAAAUAGCAAGCCUGGCUGUGAACUCAGCCUAUGGCUUGGUUGCGUUUGGGAAUUCCAAUGGCCUAGCUGUGGUGGAUUUCAUCCAGAAGACAGUUCUGCUCAGCAUGGGAACCAUUGACCUUUACGGUUCCAGUGACCCAUACCCGCGUCAGCUUCGCUCUCCACGCAGAAGCAAGCAGCUCCCAGCAGACACCUUUUGCAUGCGCGGCCUGACUAACAUUUAUUCAGAUUCAAAGAAAAGGAUUCGUACGUCCCACCAGAGUCUAUCUGAGCUGUCUGACAGCCCUGUUUCCUUGGAGCUAGAACGCUGCAAGUCUCCCACAUCAGUUCCUCCCCCAACCACAUCUCAUAAUGAUCCCCGCACCUUUCCAGACACCCCAGCAAAUGUGAAAGCAAGCCACUGCAGCCCAGUUUUUUACUUGCUGGACAAUGUUAAAGGACCAAGAAAGUUAAGUCUGCCGACAGAUCUUAAGACUGAUCUUGAUAAUGUAAAUGGACAUUGCACUAGCCCUACCUCACAGCCCUGCAGCACUGGGAAGCGUGUCUCUGCCACUGAAGGUGCUAAACUGAACCGCUGGGGUCCUAGCCGACCCCCUUUCCGAAAAGCACAGUCUGCUGCUUGCAUGGAGAUCUCUUUGCCUGCUUCCCACACAGAAGGUUACGCAUCAAGACGGGCAAUGCUUCAGCAAUUACAUGGAAUCAGUAUUUACUCGCAAGAUGAACACCACUCUGCCAGUUACACUUGGAGUGAGAAAGAAAGUCGGGACAAUUCCUUCAGCCGCUCCCGUAGCUCCAGUGUGUCCAGCAUUGACAAGGAAUCCAAGGAAACCAUAACAGCACUGUACUUCAUGGACUCGUAUGGGCGUAAGAACGAUGGGACCCUCUCGCCGUGUCUUUGGGUCGGGACCAGCCUAGGGGUGGUACUGGUCAUCUCUUUAAACCUGCCUUCUGGUGAGGAACAGAGGCAAAGUGAACCAGUCAUGGUGGCUCCCAGCGGGACCGUGUUGAUGCUUAAAGGAGCGGUGCUGACGUUUUCAUCUGUUGACUGUGCCGGUGGGCUGAUCCACCCUCCCUACGAGGUGUGGAGGGACCCGAACAGCAUGGAUGACAAUGAGAAACCUUGCAAGCGUAAACUUGUAACCUGCUCACCCUCCUCUUCUCAGGAUAUGGGGGAUUACCAUUUUGCAGUCAUCUGUUCGGAGAAACAGGCCAAGGUCUACUCACUGCCUUCCCAAAACUGCCUUUACGCGCAUAGCAUCACAGAGUCGUCGUUUGUGCUAAGGGCAGAUGUUGUUACAGUUUGUAAUAGUGUCUGCCUGGCUUGCUUCUGUGCAAAUGGACAUAUCAUGACACUAAGUUUGCCUAGCCUUCGGCCAAUGCUGGAUGUAAACUAUCUACCUUUGACAGACAUGAGGAUUGCUCGAACUUUCUGCUUUACAAAUGGAGGGCAGGCGCUGUUCCUGAGCUCUCCUACGGAGGUCCAGCGCAUUACUUUCAGCCAGGAGAUGUGUGAAAAUCUGCAGGACAUGUUGGGAGAGUUGUUUACACCAGUGGAAACCCCAGAGGCUCAAAACAGAGGAUUUCUAAAAGGAUUCUUUGGAGGAAGUGGACAAACAUUUGACAGGGAAGAACUAUUUGGGGAGGCAGCUGCAGGAAAGGCCUCGCGGAGUCUUGCUCAGCAUAUUCCUGGCCCUGGGAGCAUGGAGGGGAUGAAGGCUGCUGCUGGAGGUGUAGCUGGAGACCUGGCACGGGCCCGCAUCGCUUUAGAUGAGAGAGGGCAGAGACUGGGAGAACUGGAGGAUCGCACAGCUGCCAUGAUGGGGAGCGCAGAGUCAUUUUCCAAACACGCACAUGAGCUGAUGCUAAAAUGCAAGGACAAGAAGUGGUAUCAGUUGUAAUGCUGGGAGACACUUGGCUUCUUAAGUAUACUGUAGCAGUUGGGGAAAUGGACCUGAGCUGUGUCACUAGGAAGAAAGAAUAGUUAUCCUAGAUUCUUGUUUUGCCCCCAUGAAGUUAUUUGGAUUCAAUUUGUGGGAAAAGAAAAAUUGAAGGUCUAAAGACAGCUGAUGGGACUUUGCUGUGUUGGAUAUGAUAUUGCCAAACUUGGGUUAGUUUAAGAAUAUGUUCUCUGUUUUCCAUGUUCUGUGCUGCGUAAUUAUCCCAGGACCCUUGAGAAAAUGCCUGGAAAAGAAAAAUAGUAAUAAGUGUACAGAUUAGUAUGCCGAUGCUCUUAUAUAAGAAAUAAAAACAAGAUUGCAUGAAACAAAAACGCAAACAAUAAACUACCAUAGUAAAAAAAAGAAAAGCAUGUUACAACAAGAAAUGGUUUAUUCUAAAAUAAAAAAGAAACAAAAUCUUUAUAUUUUUUGAAAUACUACUAAUACUACGACUAUUGCUACUAAGAAGAAGAAGAAGAAGAAGAAGAAGAAGAAGAAGAAGAAGAAGAAGAAGAAGAAGAAGAAAUGAUAAUAAUAAUAAUAAUAGAAAUCUGCAUUGCUAAAAGGCCAAAAUGUUCAGUUUUUUUCAGGCAUGUGAAUCUGCUUUGGGAAAAAAUGAAACUAGUUUUUAGUUCUUUUUUUUUGUGGAGAUCAAUUAAUUUCGUUAUUACUAUGGCAAACUAUAGCUGGUUCAAACACCCCCAUUCCAUUUGCAGGAAUAAAAUGAUAAGCUAAUUCAAAUACACAUUUAUAUUGUGGAAAAUAUCCAGACCCUGUGGUGCUUGUCAUGAGUGUGGUAUUUUUUUGUUAGCCACUUGCUUCACUUUAAAGAUUACUUUCAAAUAUAAUUGAUUUGCUUUUUAUACUAUGUGGUUUUGUGCUGCCAACUAAGAAAUAACUUGAACCGGUUAUUAAACUCCUGGUCAGCAGUGGCAAUGAUCAGAUUUCCACAACUUGUAAUCCAUCCCCUUUUUUCUAUAGCAUUUUAACCUUAGACUUUCCCACAGACAACAUUAGGAUGAACAUGGUUACCUACAGUACAAGCAACUGAAGUCCUUCUAUUUCUAAAAUGACACUUUAUGAAAUGAUAUGACAGACACACAAGCAUGAAGCCACAUUUGAUAUGUGGUAUUUUGUUGGAAGUCAUGCUAAUUUUAGUUUCACCAGCAAUCCAUAGGGAAUCACUGAAGUCAAUGUAUUUUGGUGUAAUUGUGCACUUUUUUCUUAAACAUGGUCAUUGCUGCCUUUUUUUACUUGCAUUAAGUUGAUAAGCUUUACAUCAAAAAACAAAACUAAACAAUAUCUCUUCUGCCAAAGUGAAGGAAAGUGAAGCAUUGAGACAACAUGAGCAAUUAUCAGGUGUCUUUAGUGGGUUGAAUUUUUCCUUCGCUUUAUACAUGUUAUGUUUUCCCUUUUACAUUCUUGUGGAAAAACAAUAUUAUACUUGCCAUCUAAGUUCUUUGAGAUCAAAUUCAAAUCAGGGAAAAAUGCAUUGAACCACUGUUAUCUUAUUUCUUUACCACAAGCUGAAGUAAUGUUGCAGUUUCCUGUUGAUUUGAAUUGAUUGGAAUUAAUGGGAACUCAGUGUAAGCAGUGGAACCCCUCACUUUUAACAGUAUAACAUGGCUGUGUGAAUGGCAAUCAGACAUAAAGCAUGGAUUUUUCUGAUGAUGUAUAAGAUAAUCUAAUAAUAAUAAUAAUAAUAAUAAUAAUAAUAAUAAUAAUAAUAAUAAUAAUGAUUCAGCUUCUUUGCUGCUAAAUUCAGUGUUUUUUUUCUAUUUUUAUUCUUUUGUUUUACAUAUGCUGCUUUAGCUCCUUCUGUGAUUAUAGAAAACAUUGCCAGUAGUCUUUAGAGAUAAUCUUAAAAUUGUAUAUGGCUGUAUAUAGAAUGUUCAAUAUAUGUAAUGUAUAUGUUGUACAUGUGUGUUAGUGCACAAUGUUAAUGCUUUCUGUCCAGAUGGGGUAUAUGUGGACAAAGAUCACAUUAUUUAUUCAAUGGUCUAGUUUGUGUGGAUGAAAAAGAGAGUGUUUCUUUUUUCAAGGUCUACCGUUGCUUUAAAGACUCGCUAAAUAGUGUAUGUUCAAAACAGAGCUAUCAAAAAGCUCAUAUCUAAUAUAUCAAAUACAUAGCCUGGAAGCCAAUGGCAAUUAUGGUAAGUUAAACAAAUAUUUGUUUAAGAGGUUCCUUGCUAAUUAAUUCCAAAACCAUUGGCAACGUUUAAGCAGUUGCUGACAACAUUAGUACAAAUCCACCUUCUGGGUUCAUCUUCUUUUAAAACUAGUUGAAAAAGGCAAAGCUUUACUGUUAAGAAAAAAAAAAAACAUUUUUAUUUUGCUACUUUAAAUCUCCUGAAAUGCUGAUUUUCUUUAUCAAAGCCAUAAAUGUACAGCUAGCCAUUAACUUAUUUUAUUUAACUUUGUGAGUGUUUUUUUUUUUGUUUUGUUUUGUUUUGUUUUGUUUUUUUUCAGUGAAAGUGUUUACAUUUUGUAAAACCGAGAUUAGAGAUUUUCUAUUACAGUACCAUACAACAUUUAUAUAGUGUAUAACUUAUAUUUUUGAUAGUUGGCAAGUCGUGCCUUUGUAGUCCUUUAAGAAAGAAAAGUACUCUCUUCAGUAUUAUAAAUGACAUUUGUGUUGACCAUAUCAGUGCAUUUAGCUUUAAUCAAAAAAAAAAAAAAAAAAUACUAAAAACAAGUACUGUUAACAGGGUGUUCUAUUGGUGUGUCUUCAGUUUUUAUAAAAUGAAUAGUUGGGGGGGGGGGAAAAGCUAAACUUCUAACUGUUGUACCUGUUUCUUGAUGGUACCCAAUAUUCUGGCUCGAUGUCAUUGAAACUGUUGAUGCCAUUUCUGUAGUUUAUGUUGUCUAACCAUUAUCUAUAUUUUUAAAUGACGGCAAGGUGUUACCUUGUUGAACUACAAUCCUACCACCUUCUGUUCUGAUAGAUAUUCUUCAGGUGUAAUAGAGAUUAAACAAAAGAAAACAAUUGAUCCAAGGAUGUGCUAGGAACAAAAGCAAAUUAAACUGAAAUAAACAUUGGAAAUUAUUGAUGUA
Molecule: messenger RNA, 7588 nt
Organism: Acipenser ruthenus (sterlet)
Lineage: Eukaryota; Metazoa; Chordata; Actinopteri; Acipenseriformes; Acipenseridae
Product: syntaxin-binding protein 5-like
Exons: 30
Coding region: 707-4495 (1262 amino acids)
Biological process (GO): regulation of protein secretion; regulation of exocytosis
Cellular component (GO): cytoplasm; SNARE complex; plasma membrane
Molecular function (GO): GTPase activator activity; syntaxin binding; myosin II binding
Source: RefSeq, a predicted model, not a curated record